AUGGACACUCUCUCACUCCUUGUGCCCCCCCCCAGGAUGAGCGCCAUCUACGCGGCGGACCUCGCUCGGCAGGCAGAAAGAAAGUUGAGAGACGACAAGAAAAGCCGACUUGCCCGUAACGCGUCCCAGCCAUGCCUGAUGUCCCAUGCCCUCGCGAAAGCAGGCAGCCCCGAUAAGAAGACGCUGGACGCGGAAGACUUUCGGUUCCACGCGGUCAGGGAGGUAGCGUACAAGAAACACCAAGACAAGACGCCCAAGAAAGGAGGGAUGAAGAAGGUGUUCUCGGAGAUCGGGAGCUUGAGCAAGUGGGCGUGCAAUGAGCUGGGGGUACAGCACAUGUAUGCUGCCUUCGAGAAGAGAGUCGACAAGGCCAGACUGCUGGCCGGGGAGGAGUCUGAGGAGGAGGGCGAGGAGGAGGGCGAGGAGGAGGAGCUGAGCUUGGAGGACAUGAUCCGAGACUCAUUUGGUUGUUGUGUCUAUGAGUUCUUCAACAGCUCGGCCUCGUUCGGGUUCACGCUUCUUGACGAAGUGAAAUCACACUCCAUGAUCGACGAUGAGCCACUUGGCGUCUCCGCGCAACUGUCAUUCGAGGUGACGCUGAAACAUCAGUUUUCGAGUUUCUCGCUGGAAGAAAAUGAGUUCACUUCCUUAGUUCACUUCCUUGGAUGA
Molecule: messenger RNA, 669 nt
Organism: Guillardia theta CCMP2712
Lineage: Eukaryota; Cryptophyceae; Pyrenomonadales; Geminigeraceae
Exons: 6
Coding region: 1-669 (222 amino acids)
Source: RefSeq, a predicted model, not a curated record